This is a messenger RNA of Alternaria rosae, 1711 nucleotides long. RefSeq names its product TLC domain-containing protein. The record is from RefSeq and is a predicted model, not a curated record. NCBI's taxonomy places the organism in Eukaryota, Fungi, Ascomycota, Dothideomycetes, Pleosporales, Pleosporaceae. Bases 354 to 1544 code for a protein of 396 amino acids. Gene Ontology annotation, cellular component: membrane; endoplasmic reticulum. Gene Ontology annotation, biological process: lipid homeostasis. The transcript is spliced from 2 exons.
GGUGGACAUAAAAUCUGUCGUGUGCCUCUGGCGCAGGGCGAUGGGUCCUCGGCUCGCUAAUCGCAUCUCGGCCUAGAACAAGGGACUGCACCAAGCUUGGUCGUCAUCCGCACCUUUUACCAGGCAUCCUCGAGCGGCGUGCAUCACUGUGCCGCCGCGGCCUUGGAUCUUCGUAUCUGCCCGAUUAUAAAAGCGCUCUUGCUCUGCCUUCCUGCCGAACGCCCCUCCGCUGCUCCCCUGAAUAAGAAGGGACCAUCGCUCCUGCUCGCGUGCAACCCUUACCGCCCUGACAUCACUCCUCGCUCGUCCACCUCCACCUCCGCGUCUACUGCACCCCACACUCGCCUGCCACGAUGCACGAUCCGUUCCCUAUUGCGCCGCCGGAGAGCCUGGUCAAAUAUGUACAGCCCGUCGCGGACUUCCUCAACAUGAAGACGCUGCCGCUGCACUUCCACGAAGUCGCGGCAGCCUUCACGCUCUAUCAGAUUAUCUUCAGCUAUGUCGCCCCCGCCAUCUCGCGCUUCUUCUUCCCGCGGAUAUACGCGGGCUUCACAGCGCGAACCAAGCUCAACUGGGAUGUGCAUAUUGUGUCAUUUGUGCAGAGCACGCUGGUCUGCGGUAUGGCGCUAUGGGUCAUGUGGACGGAUAAGGAGCUGAAUCAGAUGGACUCGACGGAGCGCGUGCAUGGAUACACUGGAGCGUCUGGCUUGAUUCAGGCCAUGGCAGGAGGCUACUUCCUGUGGGACUUGGUCAUUACUGUGCAGAAUGUCAAGGCAUUCGGUAUCGGCAUGCUGUUCCAUGCUAUCUGUGCCCUCUGCGUAUUCUCGCUGGGUUUCCGUCCCUUCGUGAACUACUACGCAUGCACCUUCAUCCUCUACGAACUCUCCUCACCCUUCCUAAACAUCCACUGGUUUUGCGAUAAGCUGAACAUGACCGGCACCACCAUCCAGCUCGUCAACGGCAUAAUUCUGCUAUGCACCUUCUUCUCCUGCCGCAUCGUGUGGGGAUCCUACAACUCCAUCCGCGUCUUCACCGACGUCUACCACGCCUACGCCGCCGGCGCAUACACGCACUCAGACCCAGACGUCGGAAAGCUAUCGCAAAACACCACUCUCCACAACGCCGGCUUCAAACACGACGUCCUCCGAUUCGCCGAAGGCCAGACUGUCCCUCUCUGGCUCAUAAGCGCCUACCUCGCCUCCAACAUCAUCCUCAACGGCCUGAACUGGUUCUGGUUCGGCAAGAUGAUCGAAACGCUACGGAAACGCUUCGACCCUCCCUUUGGCACAAAAACACAAAGCCCCGAGAUUAGGGAAACUACGCUGGAGAUACCGGAUGACGAGAAGGUGCUGGUCGAGGGCAUACACGUCUCUACUCCCGGUGCGGUUGAGCGUGAUGCGAAGGAUUAUAUCGAAGUGACUGAUCGGGCGGCAAUUUCGCUAGAGAAGAGCCAAAAGGGCACGCAUUUGGAGAUUGGGCAGACUGAAGUGCGGAGUCGGAAUGCGGGACAGAGAGGGGGUUUGAGGGCUGCGCAGGCGGCAUAGGGGGUUGGCGGUGAGAUUGGUUGACUUGGUGUGGGUGACAUGUACAGCAUCAUCUUCCAAAUUUACAUACCACGGGGUUGUUCCAUAACCCAGAAUUCAGGAGCUAUUGACAUACCUUUCCCCUACAUCACACAUACCCACGUCGUCACUUACGUCCCCAAGUCCGU